Molecule: messenger RNA, 501 nt
Organism: Caenorhabditis elegans
Lineage: Eukaryota; Metazoa; Nematoda; Chromadorea; Rhabditida; Rhabditidae
Gene: grl-11
Product: Ground-like domain-containing protein
Exons: 3
Coding region: 1-411 (136 amino acids)
Source: RefSeq, marked reviewed
AUGUAUUUUUCAAUUUUCUCCGUAUUUAUCGGCCUUCAAAUUACUGUGGAAAUCAGUGGAAUUCAAUUAAUUGACGGAAGCACAAACGUAACAGUUUUUCACAACGACUACACAGAUUCAUAUUCAACUUCGCUCAUUCAAAAUCCGAAUAUAAGAACCAAACCUAUUCCAAGAUCAAGAAAAGAUGAUGAUUGUUCGGAUGAACUUUUGAGAAAAGUUAUGAAUGAGCAUAUAAGUGACGAAGGAAUGACAGAAUCGAAGCGAGCAAUUCAUGAAGCUGCUCGUCGAGAUUUCGAAGGAACCUGGAGUAUUAUUUGUGCUCCAUGUGCAUUUUCGUAUUUGGCUCAUGCACAAGAUUACUGUAUUCAUUCAAGGCAUGGUAUAACUUGUCUUUUGUACAGAGAUGGAUAACUUUUUGUUAGAUUAUUUUCUUAUUAAAUUGAUAUAAAACUAUUUUGUUUACUUUCAGUUCAUAUUUUUACACAUGAAGUUUGCAUGUUU